Molecule: messenger RNA, 1194 nt
Organism: Mollisia scopiformis
Lineage: Eukaryota; Fungi; Ascomycota; Leotiomycetes; Helotiales; Mollisiaceae
Exons: 4
Coding region: 150-920 (256 amino acids)
Biological process (GO): mycotoxin biosynthetic process
Source: RefSeq, a predicted model, not a curated record
UUCAUCCCUACUCCAGUUGUGGCCUGUUGACCAGCAUUUCGUACAGCUAUGUUCAACGGUACUCUGUCGCUCGCUGUUUGGGGACUUUGAUUUUCAUCUGACUUUCUUUACACGACGCUGGCGUUAUACUUUUAAUUCACUUCAACAACAUGGCUGGCCAGCUCAAAUACGAAAAUCUUCAGCUCGACGACCAUGACGACUCGUCAAUUACGGAGGUUGAUGAGUCUUUGAUGGGAGACGAGAAGCAUAUGGGAUAUAAGAGAAAGUCAAGAAGGCCGACAUGGUGGUCAAUUCUCAAAGGGUCUCUUGACACGGUAUUAUUACUGGUGAUUGUCGCAUUGCUGCUCCAAUAUCAGUCUCCGAAAGGGACCCCAAAAACCAGUGAAAAUGAAGUGGGAGGAGAUUUAACGGGUGUUGGACCACAUUUCUCAAGCCAAGUCACGACAUUUCACAUCAACCAGACCUUUGCACCGUACAACACAGCAGACUUUUUCAAAGAUGAGGUGUUGACAGCAUGGAACCAAUUAAUGCCUGUUGGAAUGGGCUUUCAAUGGGUCAACGAUACACACAGAUACCACGACCUACCUCACCCUAUCAUGUGGCCAGACAAGACAGUGUUCACGACCUCAAUGACCCAUCAAUUACAUUGCCUGUUCGCCGUUGUCCAAACUUACUCUGGUCUCAAAUCGAAUACAACAUUGCCCGAGGAUCACCACUGGCACAUGAUUCAUUGCUUCGACUAUAUGCGUCAAGCCAUCAUGUGUUCCGCCGACAUGGCGUUGGAGGGACUGGAGACCACGUUCCCAGACCACAAUGGAGGGUCAGAUGGAUGGGAUUCUAAGCACAUAUGCAAAGACUACGGGCAGGUUAUCGACUAUUUAGAGAGUGUCAGGGCGUAUGACGACCAGCAAAUUUAUUGAGACUGGAGCGCUUUAAAUUCAUGAAUUGUUAUUUAUUUUCACUAUUUUCAGUGGAAUUAGGUAGCGAGCUACUCAUGAUGAACGCAAGUAGCAAGCGAACAGCAUCAGAAACCGAAUGUCGAGGAAGAUUGGCAUAGAAAGUCUCAGUGCACAAAAUAGAAAAGUUCUAAGCUUUCUUCAUGGAACUCUUGAGAAUUUCUUGUGAAUAUAAGCGUCUGGUAGUGGAUAAACCUAUAAAGAUAAAUCUUAUCUAUAUCCUGUAGAAUCUGAUUUC